UGCACAGAGUAAAAAUCGUUAGAGCACGUUACAUUUGUCGGGUACAGAAAUCCCAUACAUCCACCAUAACAUAACAGCGUAAUGCUCAAAUAACUGAAAUAGGCAGACUUUAGUCCACCUUGAACGAUGGCAGCGAAGACUCAGUCCCAUCUACUCGUUGCUGCAUUCGACUUUGGUACCACGUACAGCGGUUACGCGUUUUCCUUCCGAAACAACCAGCUAAAAGUGCAUGCCAACCAGUCUUGGUAUUCCGGAGGAAAACUCGUCUCUCUAAAAACGCCAACAAGCGUGCUUUUAAACCAAGAUGGCGAAUUUGACUCUUUUGGUUUUGAAGCUGAAGAUAAUUAUGCGAGUAAAGCGGAAGAUGACGAACACGAAGGAUGGCGAUUGUUCAGGCGUUUUAAGAUGGUUCUACACAACAAUAAGGAGCUUUCCAGAGCCACAACUGUGGAGGACAUAGAAGGCAACUCGCAUCAAGCUCUACCAAUCUUCUCGAUGGCGAUCAAGUUUCUACAAAAGCAUCUCCUACAGGCAGUAGCAAAACAGACGGUGGGUGUGCUAGAGGAGGACAUUUGCUACGUCAUCACGGUGCCCGCUAUCUGGGAUGACAAUGCCAAGGAGUUCAUGAGAAUGGCUGUCGAAGAGGCUGGACUCGAUGAAACCCGAGUAACACUUGCACUCGAGCCGGAAGCUGCCUCGAUCUGGUGUGAGACACUCGAUGUUGACACAAUGGCUGCGCUGGCUGAAACCGGAACUCAGUAUAUGGUCAUUGAUCUAGGAGGUGGCACAGCGGAUAUUUCUAUCCAAGAGAAGAAACAGGGCGGCACUCUGAAGGAAAUACAUCAGCCGAGCGGUGGACCAUGGGGCGGCAUAUAUGUUGACGCCAACUAUCUCAAGUUCUUGGAACACAUUUUUGGAGAGAAGGCUAUUACUGCACUAAAGAGCGAAGAAAUGACCGACUACUUUGACGUCAUCAGGGAAUUUGAAACAAAGAAGCGUACCUUUACCAAACAGACAAAGGGCAAAUUAAUGUUCAAAAUAUCUGCAACCACUAAGAAGCUUUCCGAGAAGUUUACCGGACAAAAUCUGGAGCAGAAGAUAGGUAGCCUUGGAUAUGGCGAUUCAGUUAUCGUUAAAGGUGGAGACAAGUUGCGAGUUGAGCCUGGCAUCGUUCGUACUUGGUUUGACGGUCCUAUAAACAACCUAGUAAAUCAUGUGAAAAGCCUUCUCAAGGAGCCUAAGCUGAGAGCGGUGCAGACCGUCGUGCUGGUUGGUGGUUUCGGAGAGAGCACGUAUGUUCAAGAGAGGCUUAGGGAUGAGCUCCCGGACAAGCGUCUGAUUGUUCCUGCUGAUGCGGGCCUCGCCGUGCUGAAAGGGGCCGUCAGGUUUGGACACAACCCAGCAAUUAUCACAUCAAGGGUCAUGAAAUACACGUACGGAGUUGAUGCAGACGUGGUUUAUGAUAAGAAAAUUCAUAGUGAAGACAAAAAAUACUAUGAUAAAGACGACGGAAAAUGGUGGGUCCAAAACUGUUUCACUGUGUUUGUUCGCGUAAACGAAGAUGUUCCCGUUGACCACCAAAAAUCAAGGGGAUACAAUCCUAUUGGAUAUAGGUCAAUCACACCCAUCUAUCGGACGACAGCAGAGAACCCCAUGUACGUGACCGACCCCGGCUGUGAGUUGCUCGGAACGCUGGUGACAGAGCUUCCCCGGGACAUCCCUCUCUCUGAGCUUCAUUACGAAACAACAUUCAUGUUUGGAGGGACCGAGCUUGUAGUGAAAAAACGUGUGGAAAAGACCGACGAUGAGCAGAUCUUGAAAUUAAAUUGUCUCAAAUAAGCUACAACGCACACCAAGAAUUUGCAAUGUGAACCUGAAAACACAAUGAGGGCAAACAUAUUAUCGAAAUGUGUUUUUUUCUGGAAAUACAGUUAUAUUAAUAUAAAACGAAACGAAGUUAUAGAGCAGAUCGUAUGAGAAAAAAAAACGGACCGGAGAAAAUCUUGAAAUUUAUUUGUUAUAGGUAGGCUACAACUGGAACCAAGAACCUGUGAUGUGAACCUGCGAAAUACAUUGUCAUAAACAUAAUUGUUUAACAAGCUUUUAUGCCUUUCGAUCCGAUUUGGUUUUAAAUGUAUGCAUUUGAAAACAAUUAGAUGCUGGUGUCAUUAACAAAAUGAAACUGAAUUACAUGCAAUGACUUUAAUUAUGUCUAUAUAAAAUGUAUCCUUAUGUUUAUAUUAUAUUUUCUGGUAUGCGUGAUGAUUAACUGUGUAUCUAAUAUAUCUAACAUUUUCCGGGAAAUUAAAGCAAUGCAUUGUGGUAAAUGGUGCAGUGCAUUGUGGUACUCGCUGGGCAUGCGCACUUAAAACAAAGGGAGACAACACAGUCUCCACUCAUUUCAAGGGCAUUAAUUCAUCUAGCAACCAUAGAAUGGGCAGAACAGAGGCCGGAUUUCGUGGUAACGGUAGACCGUAGAAGCAAAAUUUACGCUUUGAAUAUUAAAUUUGAGCGCGUUUAAUAGAAAGAAUAAAUAAAAUUAAGAAGUAGAAAUUACAGUUCAGUUCACCUUUAAGCUAUAUGUAACUUUAUGUUACCCUUUCCUGCAAAUUGUAAUUGCUUAUUUUUUUAUAAUUGAGAAUAAAUUUAUGUUUUGUUUAUAUGUAAAUAUGUAACUCUUUGAUGCUGUGUGAUCUAUCUGUACGUUUGUUUGUUUACCUAAGUGCUUCUCGUGCAGGGUUGUUUGGGUCCUAACUAUUUGCCUGAAAACAAGGUUUAUAGUGGAAGUUUUGACUAUUGUGCGUUUCUCUGUAGUUUUCAGUAUAUAAUUCAA
Mya arenaria is the source of this 2833-nucleotide messenger RNA. Its product is annotated as heat shock 70 kDa protein 12B-like. The record is from RefSeq and is a predicted model, not a curated record. Bases 127 to 1839 code for a protein of 570 amino acids. Gene Ontology annotation, molecular function: ATP binding; ATP-dependent protein folding chaperone. The transcript has 5 exons. NCBI's taxonomy places the organism in Eukaryota, Metazoa, Mollusca, Bivalvia, Myida, Myidae.